UCAAAUAAGAUAAUGUAAGCAAAGCACAGAGCUAUAUAAAUGUAAGCCGUUACUGAUAUAGUAUCAUAAUGGCUUCAAGUCUUUCCUCUAAUACACACCUGGGCAAAUCACCUUACACCUCAGUGCCCCAAGGCAAUUACCUCACUGAGAGUUCCAUGUACCAGUGUAAUCACAGGUCCUGUCCUGCCCCAUUCCAUAAAUUAAAUAUAAAUUCCUUGAGGGCAGGAAUGCUUUCAUUUUGUUUUGUGCUUAACAAAUGCUUUUGUUGGUAGAUUAAUGCUAUUCACUGUUACCUUUGGGGCUUCAGGUAUUUAGCUCUGAGUCUGUUUCUCUACCUAUGAAGUGAGAAGAUUGGACUCUAUGACUCCUUCUUGCGCUAUAUCCUUGGAAAGUAAUUAAUUCAAAGCACAGUCACCAAGCAUUCUCAAUAUCUGACAAUCUUUGCUUAUUCCUAGCUGGUAGUCAGAUACAUAUUAUUUGGGUAUUUGUAACAUAAAUAAAAUUUGAAGCUGGAGGUUCUGACUACAGAUCCAGUUAUUCUUUCUAUUGAACUGCAAAACCCAGCUAGGUCCCUUCCACUCCCCUACCCAGCAAGCUUUCUCUAGUAACAAAGAAUGAAAAAGAAAGGGGGGUAGGAUGGGAAGCAAGCAGUUCAGAGAAUGGAGUCUCAGUCAAAGGAGUCUGACAGUGUAUGUAACAUUUUAUACCCAUACCUUUCCAUUUGUUCUGUAGCACUUUGAAGAGGAAAUGGGUUGUAGCUCAAAAUUCAACAAAUUUAAGUUUGGGGAAUCAUUGCACUUGAAAGAAAAUUGACCCAAUUCCAAGUCUGGCAAUAGGCCUCCUCUCAUCCCCAACCUGCAUCUCUGUCUCUCCGGAAUGGCUUAACUAACUUAAGUAACUAAAGUGAUGUAGAUGAUAUCAAAGUCCAAGGGGCCCUGCCCUGAGUGAGUCAGGGACUGGCACUGACCAGAGUUGGGGACUGGCACUAGCCAGGAAGGCGGUUUUUCAGAGGAAGUCUCAAGGGGGUGUUCCUUGGAAGCAACCCUGUGUAAAUUACCUGCUUACUAAUACAGCGCCUAAUUCACAAAAGGGGAAAGGCAGGAAGAAGGAGAACCUGCAAUAUCAGAGGAAAAGGAGGAGACAAAGGUAGAUCUGGGAGGCAGAGAAGGCGGAGGGAGAAGAAGGAAGUCUGCCUUCGGAGGUGAGGUCUUUGAGCCGUAGAGGGUGGAGCUGCUUUUAACUGCUGGCUUCUCCUCCCGGCAGCACAAGCUGGAGCUAGCCUCUCACCGAGGAUGGAGCAAGAAGGCGGAGUGCUAAAGGAAGGCUUCCUUGUGAAAAGGGGCCACGUUGUCCACAACUGGAAAGUGAGAUGGUUUGUAUUGAGGCAGAACACGCUGCUGUAUUAUAAGCUUGAGGGGGGCCGGAGAGGGACCUCUCCUAAAGGCCGGAUCCUCCUGGAUGGCUGUACCAUCACGUGCCCUUGCCUGGAGUAUGAGAAUAGACCGCUCCUCAUUAAGCUGAGGACCAGAACAUCCACAGACUACUUCUUGGAGGCCUGUUCCAGAGAAGAGAGGGAUGCCUGGGCCUUUGAAAUAACAGGUGCAAUUCAUGCCGGACAACCAGGAAAAGUCCAGCAGCUUCACAUCAUGAAAAACUCCUUCCAGCUUCCCUCUCACAUCAGCCUUCACUGAUAUAAUGAUAAAAUGCAUGACAGUAGCUGUGGAAUACGCCCAUCACCCAACAUGGAACAGGGAAGCACCUAUAAAAAGACCUUCAUAGGCUCGUCUCUGGUGGACUGGCUAAUCUCCAGUCACUUUGCUGCUAGUCGGAUUGAAGCUGUCACUCUGGCCUCCAUGCUGGUCGAGGAGAACUUCCUUAAGCCCAUUGGAAACCGGAGCACCGAGGCCAUUCGCUCUGGGGAUUUAGCAGAGCAGUUUGUAGAUGAUUCCACGGCCCUGUACAUUUUUACUGAAAGCUCUAAGAAGAAGACAAAUUCGAAAGAGGAAUUCAACUUUAGCACCGCUGAACUGAGUGGCACAGUGAUUAAACAAGGAUAUUUAGCCAAGCAGGGACAUAAGAGAAAAAACUGGAAGGUGAGGCGCUUUGUUCUGAGGAGUGACCCUGCUUUCCUGCACUAUUACAACCCUUCCAAGGAAGAGAACAAGCCAGUUGGUGGAAUUUCUCUCCGGGGCUCCCUGGUUUCAGCUUUGGAGGAUAAUGGAGUUCCCACUGGUGUUAAAGGCAACGUGCAAGGCAACCUCUUCAAAGUGAUCACAAAGGAUGACGUCCACUACUACAUCCAGGCCAGCAGCAAGACAGAGAGAGCUGAGUGGAUUGAAGCUAUCAAGCGAUUAACAUGA
Molecule: messenger RNA, 2360 nt
Organism: Phascolarctos cinereus (koala)
Lineage: Eukaryota; Metazoa; Chordata; Mammalia; Diprotodontia; Phascolarctidae
Source: RefSeq, a predicted model, not a curated record